This is a messenger RNA of Branchiostoma floridae (Florida lancelet), 1067 nucleotides long. RefSeq names its product Golgi SNAP receptor complex member 2-like. The record is from RefSeq and is a predicted model, not a curated record. NCBI's taxonomy places the organism in Eukaryota, Metazoa, Chordata, Leptocardii, Amphioxiformes, Branchiostomatidae. Gene Ontology annotation, molecular function: SNARE binding; SNAP receptor activity. Gene Ontology annotation, cellular component: ER to Golgi transport vesicle membrane; late endosome membrane; endoplasmic reticulum membrane. Gene Ontology annotation, biological process: intra-Golgi vesicle-mediated transport; vesicle fusion.
CUCCAGCACAACUCCUCCCUACACAAUGCACACAGGGGGGUCGACGACCUCAUCGGAUCAGGCAGUUCUAUCAUGGCCAGCCUGCAGGGACAGAGGAGCACACUCAAGGGAGCUCACAAGAAGAUGCUGGAUGUCGCCAACAUGCUGGGAAUGUCCAACACAGUCAUGCGGCUCAUCGAGAAGAGAACCUUCUACGACAGAUUCAUCCUGUUUGGCGGGAUGAUAGUCACAGGUGUCAUCAUGUACCUGGCCUUUCAGUACCUCACGUAACACACCUAUUGUCUGAUGUAACGCACCUGUAAAGCCUGUAACACACCUGUCGUCUGAUGUAACACACCUGUCGUCUGAUGUAACACACCUGUCGUCUGAUGUAACACACCUGUCGUCUGAUGUAAAACACCUGUUGUCUUACGUAACACACCAGUCGUCUUUCUCACGUCACACCUGUCAUCUUACACACGUAACACAUCUGUAAAUGUCUAAUUGAAGCCCCUGUCACUUGACCUUCUCCAAACGAUUGUUGUGAUUCCUUGAUUCACGUACAAUAGCCAACCAUGACCUCCCAACCUUCUCAGACCAUGGUUAAGAGUUAUAGUAAAGACAUGAGUUAGGUCAUCUGUGGUUGGGAGUUAGUGGGCUAUUCUGUAAAAGCUGUCUGUGCCAACUGACUAUGACUUUUGGCAAAUCAAACUCAAUAAAGUCAUAUUCUUCUUAGAUACAAUCAGAACAGCAAAACUGCAGCUAGAAUAGGACGGAUUCCACCCUUGGUCGGGAAGUGGUUGGGAGCUGUUAAAAGUGAUGGGAAGGUCCUUCAUGUGUGGCAGGGACUUGAAACACUCCUCCUUCUGCCAGGUACACUCUUCUUUGAACAACAGCCAUGUCCUACCCUUUCCAUUGGUUAAGAUCACCAGUCGUUACAUGCAUGGUCGUGUACAUUGUAUGAACCUAUCUGCAAUAUCAAAUCCUGUACAUUUUACUGUAUAAUCAAAUAAACUAACUAUAUUAUUACAUGUAUCCAGAUAAAUUUAUGCCAAUAUAAAUAGUGUACAUAUUGUUGUUCAUUAAUC